Messenger RNA from Cylicocyclus nassatus, 1375 nucleotides. The record is from the annotation of a GenBank genome assembly. NCBI's taxonomy places the organism in Eukaryota, Metazoa, Nematoda, Chromadorea, Rhabditida, Strongylidae.
AUGACGGCGUUCUCGAUAGCGAUUUCGAUCUAUGUGCUGACUGUCAUUACUGGCUUGUUUGGGAACAUUUGGGUAGUAUGCUCAAUAGCACGAAGUCGAAAGCCAAGGGGCUUGCUACGGAACAGUUCCCCAUCAGAUCGUCUGCGAGCGUACAUAUCAGUUCUAGCCAUUGUCGAUCUCACCGUACUAAUGGUUCUCUUGGUUCGCACAAUCUAUCUUUCCUUGCCAGAACUCCUCCUAGACACAAACAGUUGCCGAGCGAUGUUUGUUAUCGAGCAGACGGUGAAAUUGGCUUCACUUACGCUAUUGUCCUGUAUCAGUAUAGAGCGAUAUAUCACUAUUAGGAAGCCAUUCUGUAGUCAGCUUAGAAAGCGUUUUGUGCGACUAACACCGAUCGCUGCACUUGCCCUACUUUGCCUCGUCGUUAUGGCAAUACUUGUGCAGAUGCAAUCGGUGGCAACGACGAGUGACAGUCUGAACUGCGUGCGUAUGUACCGAGGGCGGACAUUGCCUCGACUUGGCGCCUACUUAACCGCCAUGGCUUUUCUAUCGAAUCUCACAACGAUCUCAGUCAAUUACGGUCAGAUUGUACGACAUGUGAAAAGGAAAUUCACCAAGAGGAAAGCAAGAGUAGUGGCUCAUUCUCGCGCUAGAGAAUCUAUCGUAUCGGAGCCUCGCUAUAUGAAGGAGAUGACCAAUGCUAUCAUUCGGGUGUUCAUCUUCCAUGUGAUCUGCUGGCUGCCCUCCUGCCUAAUUCAAUUUCUCCCCGAUAUGAGCCUUGUCUCAGAAUUGCUCACCACUGUUCGAUUUUUCAGGAAUUUUACAGAUUUUAGAACCCUGCGAUGGGCAAUAUUUUUUGCAAAUUGGCUAACAUAUGCAAACGCUGCUGGAAAUUGGAUAUUCUAUGCAGCAAUGAAUAGGGAACUGCGAAGUCUUAUAAGAUUUGCAACAGAAAGGCGAAAACGAUCGACAAUGUCACACACCGCCUCACCGUCGAAUAUGCACAAGAAUCUAAGACAACAGGUGUCCGCUUCGAUGCGGGUUUUGCAAUCACUGUCAUAUCGUAGCAGUAUAGGAGGCUCCCUGGACGAGGUCGUUCCCCCUUCCAUAUUGCAGCAAUCGCCCAAAUCAUCUACAUUUAGUCAAGAGCAGAACAACAGUCCGAGCAUCGUUCGACAAAAGACAAACAAUGCGUCGUCUCUCGACAUCUAAUAGUUUUGUUUCAAUUCUUUUUUGAUUUUUUUUUUGAUGCAGAUCUCUCUUCGUCUCAAGGUCCUUUCUAUCUUCAUGAAUACUAGAGUUAUAUUAUGAGGCUAUAUAAUUACAAUUAUGCCUGUAGAUCCUCUAAUUAAUUAGCAAAAAUACUGAAAUCUUC